Trichoplax adhaerens is the source of this 879-nucleotide messenger RNA. RefSeq lists its product as uncharacterized. The record is from RefSeq and is a predicted model, not a curated record. NCBI's taxonomy places the organism in Eukaryota, Metazoa, Placozoa, Uniplacotomia, Trichoplacea, Trichoplacidae. Bases 1 to 879 code for a protein of 292 amino acids. The transcript has a single exon.
AUGGAUCUAUUCGAAAAUGUUGGCAUGCUUAUCAUUGCGAUUGCUUGCGUUAUCUUUGUCUACUAUAAGAACCGUUUAAUGAUAAAAUCCGAUGAAACGCUAAAUUGCCUAAUUGAAGAUGAAAAGAUGAACUAUAGCAUGGACUCCCAAUCAUAUCUGAGUAGAUUAACAAACAAUGAUAACUACUUUCAAUCAAUACAAGCUUCCUUAUUGAAUAGGAUUAAUCCUAAAACAUCUUUUGAGCCAGUAGUGGCGAAUACACCGACUGAAUGGACCAAUUCUUCAGAGUGCUUAAUAUCAAAUGGUAGUACCCAAGAUUCUAUCGAUAGCGAAGAUCUGAACAAAAAUCCAGACAAGGUGUCCCAUAGUGUUUCUUUUCAGGGGUUUAGCCGUAAUUCAAAUACGAGAUCGAGAUCAUCAUCGAUGACGGAGGAUAUCCGCCAAAAGAUGGGUAAAAAUUCCGUUCUUCCUUCCAACAAGAAUAAUAAAAUUGGACAAGUGCAGUUUACAGUAUUUUUUAAUGCAUUUUCUACCAUAUUAAAGAUGCAUUUUAUCAAAGUUAUCAACAUUUCUGACAAAUUGAAUUUGGAUACUAUUUCAAUACAUGGAUUAGUACAAGAUGAAGUUAAGAAAAGGAGAUUUAAGACUAAAACUUGUUCCUUAAUUAAUGGAGUUAUUAACGAAACAGCUACGUUCCAAGGAAUAACUAAGGCAAUGCUACCAAAUAUGAUCAUGCGAUUGCGUCUAUAUGGGGAUAACAAGAAGAAUAUUAUUCAUGUUCAGAAACUGUGUGGCGAAUUUGUGAUUCAGUUUAAUAAGCUAUCUCCAAUAGAUGGCACCAAAGUGAUAUGUAAAUCAUUUUAUAUUACACAUUAUUAA